Molecule: messenger RNA, 3226 nt
Organism: Echinops telfairi (small Madagascar hedgehog)
Lineage: Eukaryota; Metazoa; Chordata; Mammalia; Afrosoricida; Tenrecidae
Gene: CCDC120
Product: coiled-coil domain containing 120
Exons: 11
Coding region: 334-2286 (650 amino acids)
Source: RefSeq, a predicted model, not a curated record
CCCUCCCAUCCUCCUCGUACCCUCCAUCUGCCCCCCGCCGCGCGCGCGGCCCAGGAGGAGGGCGCGGAAGGGGAAUAAGCGCGCGCCCGAGGACGAGCGAGGGACCGCGAAGGAGGGGUGCCCCCAUCACCCCCCUUCCCCGGCCUCCACCAUCCAAGCCUUCGCCGUGGGUUCGACGACCCUGAGCAAAACUCCUGGUUGGCUGUGUGGCCCAUGGGCCUCUGAGGAGGCGUCGUGAGUCUGCCAAGCUCUCCGUUUGCUGUGCUCCCACUCAAUGGGAAGGGACACAAGGACUUGUCCAGCCAGCGGCCACAGACUCUUAACAGCACCAGGAUGGAAGUCAAAGCUGCCCUGUUUGGAGAGGCUGCCCCCCAGGUAAAGUCAGAGCGUCUACGGGGACUGCUUGACCGGCAGCGAGUCCUGCAGGAGACCCUGACCCUAAAAUUGCAGGAGCUCCGGAAAGUGUGUCUCCAGGAGGCGGAGCUAACUGGCCAGCUUCCCCCUGAGUGUCCCCUGGAACCUGGUGAGCGGCCCCAGUUGGUCCGAAGGAGGCCACCUGCAGCCCGCACCUACCCUCCCUCGCACCCCAACCCAGCACGCCACGCUUUGUGCUCUGCUGAGGAGCUGGCUCUUGAGGCCCUGGAACGCGAGGUGUCAGUGCAGCAGCAGAUUGCAGCCGCUGCCCGCCGCCUGGCCUUGGCCCCCGAGCUGAGUGGGGAGCAGCGCCGGCGCAGGCGCCAGGUCCAGGCAGAUGCACUGCGGAGACUACAUGAGCUGGAGGAGCAGCUCAGGGAUGUCCGGGCCUGCCUUGGCCUCCCCGUGCUCCCGCCACCCCAGCCACUGCCGCUGUCCACGGGGACAGUUAUCACCACCCAGGGAGUUUGCCUGGGCACACGCCUCACUCAACUCAGCCAAGAGGACGUAGUUCUGCACUCAGAGAGCAGCUCCCUCUCAGAGUCUGGGGCCAGCCAUGAUAAUGAGGAGCCCCAUGGGAGCUGUUUCCCUCUGGCUGAGCGCCCUUCUCCACCCAAGGCCUGGGACCAGCUGCGGGCAGUAUCUGGGGGCAGCCCUGAGAGGCGAGCCCCUUGGAAACCACCCCCACCCGAUCUUUACGGGGAUCUGAAGAGCCGGCGGAACUCGGUGGCCAGCCCCACCAGCCCCACACGCUCACUGCCCAGGAGUGCCUCGAGCUUUGAGGGGCGAAGUGUGCCUGCCACCCCUGUCCUCUCCCGGGGCGCUGGCCCCCAGCUCUGCAAACCCGAAGGCCUCCAUUCUCGCCAAUGGUCUGGCAGCCAGGAUUCCCAGAUGGGCUUCCCCCGGGCAGACCCUGCCUCCGACCACGCCUCCCUCUUCGCAGCUCGCACCCGCCGCAGCAACAGCUCCGAGGCCCUGCUCGUGGACCGAGCAGCUGGUGGGGGAGCUAGCUCCCCGCCUGCUCCUCUGCACCCCCCUGCUGCUGGUCCCCCAGUCUGUAAGAGCAGUGAGGUGCUGUACGAGCACCCCCCACCAGUCCCUGCCUUCUCCUCUCGCACGGCUGGCCCCCCAGACCCUCCUCGGGCUGCCAGGCCCAGCUCAGCUGCCCCUGCCUCCCGCGGGGUCCCCCGGCACCCACCUGUAUGUGGAGACUUCCUCUUGGACUAUUCCCUGGAACGGGGCCUUCCCCGAGGUAGUGGUGGGCCAGGCUGGGGGGAUUUGCUAUCUGCAGUUGAGGUCCCAGGAGCCCUUUCCCGCCGGGAUGGGCCCCUUACCAUGCUCCCGGGCUCACCACCUGUGUAUGCAGCUGAUGGCAGCAGCCCCCUCCUCCGCAGCAAGGAUCCCCAGGCCCGUGCUACCCGCACCAAGCCCUGUGGCCUGCCCCUGGAUGCCUCUGAGGGUUCGGAGGGGCAUCCAGCCCCUCUACUGUGGAUGCCCCCACCCACUCGAAACCCCCUGGCUGGUGAGCGCAGCGGCCACAAGAACCUUGCACUGGAGGGGCUGCGGGACUGGUACAUCCGGAACUCGGGUCUGGCUGCGGGGCCUCAGCGCCGGCCUGUGAUCUCCCACAUGGGCUCAUCACACCAACCCUUCCUUCAUGCCCGCUGCUAUGAGGUGGGCCAGGUGCUGUACGGGACCCCCAGCCAGGCACCGCUCCCGCAUUCAAGGAGUUUCACAGCGCCCCCUGUCUCCAGCAGAUACUCUGCGGACUUCCUGUACCCCCCGGAGCUGAGCACCCGUUUAAGUGACCUGACGUUAGAGGGGGAGCAGUCCUCCACUUCUGACUCCCAGACCCCAGGGACACUGGUCUGACCUUCUGCUAGGCCCCUUGCCAACCUGGGCACAGCUGCCUCCUGGGGAGCACACGGCUGACCUCGCUGGGCCCUGAGAGGGCCUAGGGGUGUGGCGCCCUUUCUCCUCUCACACUAUGCUGGGGGCUGAGGGACCCUGGCUAGCUGAAAAGCGGAGGAUGAUGUAAUGGGGCCUCAACGCCCCUCCUCCAUUUGUUUACAGUUGUGAUUUAGGCGUUCAAUGGUUUCCCCCAACACUAGACCUUCUAUAAAAGGGAAACUGAGCUCUUAUCCUGAUUGGCUUCAUUCCUGUCUCCUGGUCCAUUCAGGAACCCCUUUCAUGAAACAUAGAGGGUCUUGGCACUGUUCUGGGCAGCCAGGAGGGUCCGAUGUGAACAAAACUCCCAUCCUCAACACCCCCUGGCAGGCCUUGGAGAGGUGGGCUCUCUACCUACACUUUUGAAGAGUUGAAGUCUGGGUGGGGAGAUUAGGCUCAUUUCUCCACGCCCAGGGGUGGUGCCCAAAGGGUCCCUGUCUGUACCCACUGCCUCUGCCCACAGGGCAAGAUGGCCCAGCCUUUGGUGGUAGCCCUGCCCUGACUAUCUUCAAUCAGGAAGCCCCUGAGGAAGGGGAAGGGCAGAGUAUUCCUAGGGUAUGUUGUAUGUGGUGGUGGUGGGAUACUAGUGGUUCAACCUGGCAUCUGGUAAAUGCUAGUAAAAUCCUCAGGUGACAUCUGGCUACGGGCCAUGUCACACUUUCCCUGGCUUUCCUUCCACCCACUUUUCAAACAAAUCCACACAAGCUGUGUUUUCUAUGACACCUGUCUGACUUUCUGGAGCUGGGGGGGUGUCCCACUACCCCCUUUAUCUGGUGUUAAAACUUUUCUUUUUGUACCAAUGGAUCUGGGCCCAAGACACUACCCACACUGGAAGGGGAUUUCUAUAAUAAAUGUAUAAACUGAA